AUGGCUCCUGCCCUGCCCUGGAUCAUUCCCCUGGGAUGUGUGCUGCUGCUCACAAAGACAGCUGAGAGCUUCAUCCUGCCCAACUCGAGCCACCUGGAGAGCAUCCUGAGCAAGUACCAGGAUGGGGAAGCUCACUCCAGGUCCAAGAGAGCCAUUUUGUUCUCGGACAGACAGGAGAUCCUGAUGCUCCACAAUAAACUGAGAGGUCAGGUGUAUCCAGUGGCCUCUAACAUGGAAUACAUGACCUGGGAUGAGGAGCUGGAGAGGUCAGCACACGCCUGGGCCCAGCAGUGCAUCUGGGACCACGGGCCCAGCGACCUCAUCAGGUCCAUUGGGCAGAACCUGGCUGUUCACUGGGGCAGGUAUCGGUCUCCAGCCUUCCAUGUGCAGUCCUGGUAUGAUGAGGUGAAGGAUUACACCUUCCCAUACCCCCACGAGUGCAACCCCUGGUGCCCAGACAGGUGCUCAGGUGCCAUGUGCACCCAUUACACCCAGAUAGUCUGGGCCACCACCAACAGGAUUGGCUGUGCCGUGAACGUCUGCAAGCAGAUGAAUGUGUGGGGGGAGAUGUGGGAGAACGCUGUCUACCUGGUCUGCAACUACUCCCCCAAGGGCAACUGGAUUGGGGAAGCUCCAUACAAGACCGGCCGUCCCUGCUCCGAGUGCCCUCCCAGCUAUGGGGGGAGCUGCCAGAACAACCUCUGCUACAAAGAUCACCGCUAUGAAGAUCCCAUCAUUGCUGAGGCAGACGAGACCAAUGAGGUGGAGAUCCCGCAGGUGGCCGAGCAGAAGCCGGUGCAGUUCCACCUUCCAGAAAACAAACCCAGCAAAACCCUCAGGCCCAAGAAAAUCACCCCAGAAUCCUACAUGACACAAGUCAUUACCUGUGAAACCAAGAUGAGAGACAAGUGCAGAGGCUCAACGUGCAACAGGUAUUUGUGCCCAGCUGGCUGCUUGUACAGUAAGGGAAAGAUCUUUGGAACAUUUUAUUAUGAAAGUUCCUCCAGCAUCUGUCGGGCUGCAAUCCACUAUGGAAUCCUGGACAACAAGGGAGGGCUGGUGGACAUCACCAGGAAAGGGAGGACUCCUGCUUUUGUCAAAUCCACCAGGAAUGGUGUGGAGUCAUUCAGGAAAAGCAAACCUUCGAAUGCAUUCAUGGUUUCUAAAGUCACAACACAGACUCUGGAUUGUUACACCACGGUAGCUGAGCUGUGCCACUUCAAAAAGCCAGCGAGCCACUGCCCAAGGAUUUACUGCCCUGCCCACUGCAAGGACGAGCCAUCGUACUGGGCGCCCGUGUUCGGCACCAACGUUUAUGCAGAUAGCUCCAGUAUCUGCAAAACUGCAGUGCACGCAGGGGUCAUUUCAGAUGAAAGAGGAGGCUUUGUGGACGUGAUGCCUGUGGAGAAGAAGAAAACCUACGUGGGCUCCUUAAGGAACGGCGUCCAGUCAGAGAGCUUGAAGAACCCUUCAGAUGGGAAUGCCUUCCGAAUCUUUGCUGUGAAGCAGUAA
This is a messenger RNA of Melozone crissalis (California towhee), 1512 nucleotides long. RefSeq names its product cysteine rich secretory protein LCCL domain containing 2 (gene CRISPLD2). Bases 1 to 1512 code for a protein of 503 amino acids. NCBI's taxonomy places the organism in Eukaryota, Metazoa, Chordata, Aves, Passeriformes, Passerellidae. Gene Ontology annotation, cellular component: extracellular region. The transcript has 14 exons. The record is from RefSeq and is a predicted model, not a curated record.